Molossus molossus (Pallas's mastiff bat) is the source of this 2426-nucleotide messenger RNA. RefSeq names its product TBC1 domain family member 16 (gene TBC1D16). Lineage: Eukaryota; Metazoa; Chordata; Mammalia; Chiroptera; Molossidae. Gene Ontology annotation, molecular function: GTPase activator activity. Gene Ontology annotation, cellular component: early endosome. Bases 108 to 2408 code for a protein of 766 amino acids. The record is from RefSeq and is a predicted model, not a curated record. Gene Ontology annotation, biological process: activation of GTPase activity. The transcript is spliced from 12 exons.
CGGCUCUCGGAGCCGGCGCGAAUCCGGCUCCCGUUGUGGGACCCGGGCAGGUGUGGACAAGCCCCACUGGGCCGAAGUGGGCGGAGGAUGGGAACAUUCCCCCGGCGAUGUCUCUGGGCCGCCUCCUUCGCCGGGCCUCCUCCAAAGCCUCGGACCUCCUGACCCUCACCCCGGGUGGCGGCGCUGGACCCCCCUCCGUGCUGGAUGGGGAGAUCAUCUACUCCAAGAACAAUGUCUGCGUGCACCCGCCGGAGGGGCUGCAGGGGCUGGGGGAGCACCACCCAGGGUACCUGUGCUUGUACACAGAGAAGGAUGAGCUGCUGGGGGCCACCCUCAUCCUGGCGUGGGUCCCCAACUCUCGGAUCCAGAGGCAGGACGAGGAGGCGCUGCGUUACAUCACUCCCGAGAGCUCCCCGGUGCGCAAGGCACCCCGUCUGCGGGGCCGGCGUGUCCAGAGCUUGGGUGCCCCCCAUCAGGCCUCCCCCACGGAGCCGAGGCCCACCCUGAUCCCCAGAGACGAGGACAUCCUGGUGGUAGCGCAGAGCCUUCGGGACACUGUGCAUGUAAGCCCCUCACCUGAGGAUGGGGAGAAGCUGGCCCCUGGCCUGGGGAUGGACGGCCCCCUUCUGGGCCUGCAGCCAGCCCACAGCGACUCCGGGAUCUUGUCAACGGUCAGUUCGCAGGACGGGACUGAGGAGGGGCGGGAGCCCCGGCCCGAGGCCGGCGAGGAAGAGGGCUCCCUGGAGCUGUCGGCCGACGGCGUGAGCAGGGACAGCUCCUUCGACUCGGACUCGGAUGCCUUCUCCUCCCCUUUCUGCUUGUCGCCCGUCAGCGCUGCCCUGGCCGAGAACAGCAACUCCGUGUUCCUGGAGAGCGAGAACAGCUCCCCCUCCAGCGUCGAUGCCCACCUGCGGUUCCCGGACGGCAGCGGCCUCCUGCAGACCCCGCGCUGGGAUGAGCCGCAGAGGGCGCGUGCCCUGGAGCAGAUCUGCGGCGUGUUCCGCGUGGACCUGGGACACAUGCGCUCCCUGCGCCUUUUCUUCAGCGACGAGGCUUGUACCAGCGGCCAGCUGGUGGUCGCCAGCCGGGAGAGUCAGUACAAGGUCCUCCACUUCCACCACGGCGGCCUGGACAAGCUGGCGGACGUGCUUCAGCGGUGGCAGUACUGCGCCGAGACCCAGCUCAAGGACCAGCAGGUCGCCGACGAGAAGACGUGCAUGACGUUCUCCAUCCGGCGCCCCAAACUGCCGUCCUCCGAGACGCACCCCGAGGAGAGCAUGUACCGCAGGCUGGACGUGUCGGCCUGGCUGCGGCACCUGAACCCGCUGGGCCAGGUGGAGGAGGAGUACACGCUGCGCAAGGCCAUUUUCUUCGGCGGCAUUGAUGUGUCAAUCCGGGGCGAGGUCUGGCCCUUCCUGCUGCGCUACUACCGCGCCGAGUCCACGUCGGAGGAGCGGGAGGCGCUGCGGGCGCAGAAGCGGAAGGAAUACGCCGAGAUCCAGCGGAAACGGCUCUCCAUGACCCCCGAGGAGCACAGGGCGUUCUGGCGGAACGUGCAGUUCACCGUGGACAAGGAUGUGGUCCGGACGGAUCGGAGCAACCAGUUCUUCCGCGGCGAAGGCAAUCCCAACGUGGAGAGCAUGAGGAGGAUCCUGCUGAACUACGCGGUGUACAACCCGGCCGUCGGCUACUCCCAGGGCAUGUCCGACCUGGUGGCGCCCAUCCUGGCCGAGGUCCUGGAUGAAUCCGACACCUUCUGGUGUUUCGUGGGGUUGAUGCAGAACACGAUCUUCGUCAGCUCUCCUCGGGAUGAAGACAUGGAGAAGCAGCUGCUGUACCUGCGGGAGCUGCUGCGGCUGACGCACCCGCGCUUCCACCAGCACCUGGUGUCGCUGGGCGAGGACGGCCUGCAGGUGCUGUUCUGCCACCGCUGGCUGCUGCUGUGCUUCAAGCGGGAGUUCCCCGAGGCCGAGGCCCUGCGCAUCUGGGAGGCCUGCUGGGCACACUACCAGACGGAUUACUUCCACCUUUUCAUCUGCGUGGCCAUCGUGGCCAUCUAUGGGGAUGAUGUCAUUGAGCAGCAGCUGGCUACCGACCAGAUGCUCCUGCACUUUGGAAACUUGGCCAUGCACAUGAAUGGCGAGCUGGUCCUCAGGAAGGCGAGGAGUCUGCUCUAUCAGUUCCGCCUCUUGCCCCGGAUCCCCUGCAGCCUGCACGACCUGUGUAAGCUGUGUGGGAGCGGCAUGUGGGACAGCGGGUACAUGCCCGCCGUGGAGUGCACCGGCCGGCACCCGGGCUCGGAGAGCUGUCCCUACGGGGGCAUGGUGGAGACGCCUGUGCCCACACUCCCCCGAGAAUGCAAGAAAGGCCCCAAAAUGCCUCGGGAAGGCUUUGGUUUCCACAGAUAGGUUGGGCUCCCUGCGCUG